AUGUUAACUCUUCUUAAACGAUCGAUAUAAUUUAUUCCUCGCUUUUCUUAUCAUCCAAAUGUUAUAGAUCAUUAUGAAAACCCAAGAAAUGUAGGAUCACUUGAUAAAAGCAAUCCAAAGGUUGGAACAGGAUUGGUAGGUGCACCAGCAUGUGGAGAUGUUAUGAAACUACAAAUCUAAGUAGGAAAGGAUGGUAAAACUAUUGAAUAAGCUGUUUUUAAAGUAAUUCUAUAAACCUAAAACUAAUUUUAAGACAUUUGGUUGUGGUUCAGCCAUAGCUUCUAGUUCUUAUGCUACAGAAAUUCUUAAAGGUAUGACAUUGGAAGAUGCUUACAACAUCAAGAAUUCUGAUAUUGCAAGUUAUUUAAAGUUGCCUCCUGUAAAAUUGCAUUGUAGUAUGCUUGCAGAAGAUGCCAUCAAAAAAGCAAUAGAAGAUCUUUAAUCCAAGAAUAAUUAAGCAACAGAAAAGUAAGAAAAAUGAU
Paramecium pentaurelia is the source of this 482-nucleotide messenger RNA. The record is from the annotation of a GenBank genome assembly. NCBI's taxonomy places the organism in Eukaryota, Ciliophora, Oligohymenophorea, Peniculida, Parameciidae.